AUGUAUGUAUCAGACAACACACACAUAUCAAAAUUUGAUCUUGCAAUUCUUUUAUUUUUCUCUCAAUUGAUUCUCUAUAUCAUUCAUAUCGUUCAUAAUCUGGGCAAGACUAUACUUGAGGCAAAUGGAUUAUGGGAAAUGAUUGAACCAAGUAAAGAUACGCAACCAGAUGUCAAGAAAGACAAAACUGCGAUUGCAUACUUGUUUCAAGCCUUACCCGAAGAUCUCCUAUUGCAAGUUGCUAAUUGCAAAAGUGCAAAAGAGGUAUGGGAGGCAUUAAAAACUAGACAUGUUGGUAUAGACAUGGUGCAAAAGACACGAAUGCAAACACUCAAAUCUGAAUUUGAUAUGUUGCAUAUGAAAGAAGAAGAAUCUAUUGAUUCGUUCCCUGCCAAGUUAAACAGUAUCGUUACUAAGGCAACCAGCCUAGGAUCAACAUUUGAUCAGCCUAUGUUGGUACGAAAGUUACUAAAUUCCGUGCCUAAAAGGUUUAUCCAUAUGGUUGCAUCCUUGGAACAAAAAAAUGAUCUAGACACGAUCUCACUAGAUGAGACCAUGGGUAGACUUAAGACUUUUGAAGAAAGAAUCAAGUCUAAAAAGGGAAGUCAUACCGAUAGCAAUGAUAAACUUCUAUUCACAAAUCACGACAACAAAUUUAGUCGUGAGAAACGGUUUGGUAACCAUGGACAAAAGAAGUUUGAACCAUCACGAAAUAAAUGGCGUGGUGGCAAGUCUAGACAAUCUAGAAGAAAGGAAAAAUCCUCUUGGAAAUCUAAUCAUAGCAAAGAAGAAAAUGCUAUGAAGGAUACAAGCAAUGUAAAAUGUUACAAAUGCAAGAAGCUUGGGCAUUAUUCAAAUUUCUGCCCUAAAAAUGAACCUGCACAAGAUCAGUCAAAUCUCGUGCAAGAAGAUAAUGAGCCAACCCUCUUGAUGGCAAUUACCGAUAAUAAUGAAAUCCAUCAAGAAGUUUUUCUAAAAAAAAGGAAACUGAAACUGAAAAGGUCAUAA
Molecule: messenger RNA, 1008 nt
Organism: Helianthus annuus (common sunflower)
Lineage: Eukaryota; Viridiplantae; Streptophyta; Magnoliopsida; Asterales; Asteraceae
Exons: 1
Coding region: 1-1008 (335 amino acids)
Molecular function (GO): zinc ion binding; nucleic acid binding
Source: RefSeq, a predicted model, not a curated record